UGGGAAUGUGCAGACUGCAGAUGCAUUGUCAUAAAUAAAUGACCUGAAAGUAAAUUGAGAGCGAGCUGCGGAAGAAAAAAUAAAAAUGCUCCGUUCUCUCUGCUGUUGCUGCGUCUCGAGUGAAAACUCCGACACCGAGAGGCAACCUCUCCUGCACCCAGCACCUUCUGACCUGAAUGGAGCUGGAUCUGCCCGACAGACCCGGCAAGCACACAAUGAUGCACCGACAGUGAAGCAGAUGGGCAGGCUGGUGAUGAGGCGACUGUGUGUGCCCGAGUUAGACCAGAGGUUUUCUGACAUGGCCGAGACCUUCAACGAACAGCACGAGAGCUACGAAGCCAUGGUCCGGCAUAUCAGAAACCUGCGUCAGAGCUCUGGGUGCAACCACGAUGAUACACUUUCACUGGCCGAGUGUCUGGACACCAUCAGAGAUGAGCAUGAGACCAGGUACAGGGUCUCCCUUAAGAUGAAGGGCUAUGACUUCACCCUCAGUGUGGUUCCUGUGGGUGAAGGUGAGGAGGAGCCACCACCUCCACACCUGCAACUGGCUCAGAAUGAAAUGAAGGGCACCUCUGAGUGUGCCAAAGCCACCGUCUCAAAGGGUACCACACUUCAAGAGUUAGUAGGCUGGCUUCUCCGUAGCAAAGAUCAAAUGGCUGAGCGAGUGAAAGAAGCCGCAGGGACUUACCAGGAGCAAGGACGACUCAAUGAGAACCUGGAGGAGAACCUGAAGGAAGUGAGGAGGGCAAAACAGUUGUCGCUGGGAUACAGAAAUCAGGCCGGGAAGGUCCUCACCGAGGCCGCUCAGCUAGCAGGGACUUGUCUGUAGUUUAUGCAUAUGUUAGAUUGCUAAUUUGAAUCCGUCAAAUACAAUACACAGGUACACAAUUUAAGUGAUUCCCAGAGGUUAUGCACAAUUAUGCACAUGGAAUGUCUUAGAAACGUGCCACAUAAGCUCUUUACUUUGCAGGUUAUUGCAGCCUGCGCAAUAACACAGUAAAUUAUAUUUUUGUUUUGAAUGUUAAAAUUUGGCAGAUAUUCACAUUAACACUAAAUCUGAGUGAAAACAAUAUUUUCCUGGAUUGAUGUAAUCCUUCCAGCUAAAACUAGGGGGCGUUGUAGCCUUACUUUUAUAUUUUAGCAGCUGCCACUUUAGUCCGUUUCUCAGAAAUCCCACUACAUGAAUAAAUAUUCCUUAAAUUACAGAAUCGGAUAUCUAAAGUAAUUGAUGUGUUACUGUGUUUUAGAAAGUUAUACUUGAUUAGACACUUGCAGAUCUUUUCGAUAAGGAAAUAUUUUUCUAAUUUCUUCCAUAAUGCACUAUCGGGAUCGGGUUGUCUCAGCAGUAAUGGCACAGGAAUUGUGACUGUCUCUGUAGUAUUUUGCUAAUCUAACAUUCGGAGGAAACAGAUUUGCUGAUUGUUAUCCACAUAAAAACAACGUCCCAUCUGCUAUUAAUGUGAAAGCAAACCAACACAUGUUCAUAUGUCAUCUUGAUAAUUAAUUUAGGAAAAUCCAUUGUUCCCGAGGUCAUGAUCAAGUGGUCAUGCAUUAUUUAAAUCGUACUACAUUGAUUCCUGCUUUUGCCUUACACUUUAAGGAUGAAUGUGGACUAAUGUAGCAAGUAAAAUCUGUAGAUGGAUUAAAGUAAAUUGAAAAGAUUGAAGAAUAUUUUUGAUUUCGUUAAUAGGCUAUAGGCUAUAUUGGUUAUGUCCUAUAACUUUUAAAUCCUUAUUUGUGCGAGAACAUUUUUUAUAAAUAAUCAUGUUUAAAAUUCCAAUAUAUGAAUCAUAUGCACUUACUGAAUUAUGCCCAUUCCAUUGCAGUUUAUUUGCUGCAUUAUGAUCAAUUAUGACUAGAAUGCAGUCAUAAAACAACCGUCAAUAAAUUAUUUAUGGGACUCUUUAGAAGCGUCUGUGGUAAAUAACUGCUGUCAAAGAGCAGUGACUGACAGCGACAACCUACCAAAGUCGUUAAAGUUAUUAACAAACAGUCAAGAGUCUUGAACUUGAUUGGAUGCUACUUUUAGGGGGCGCGGCAGGUAGAUGAUAUACUACUCUCUCAUUGGGUCAGACGCCUGUCACUCUGUGGUUCCGCGUCUAAGGUUGUAUGAGUAGAGAAAGUAAUGAAGAUGGAAGGAGCUGAUGCUGAUGAAUUAUUGAGGAGAUUCAUGGAGUAGCGGAGUGAUAGCAGUGUACUCGUCUCAUCGGAACGAUAGAUGACAGCGACGCCA
Pungitius pungitius (ninespine stickleback) is the source of this 2233-nucleotide messenger RNA. RefSeq lists its product as uncharacterized. The transcript is spliced from 4 exons. The record is from RefSeq and is a predicted model, not a curated record. The coding region runs from base 86 to 829 and encodes 247 amino acids. NCBI's taxonomy places the organism in Eukaryota, Metazoa, Chordata, Actinopteri, Perciformes, Gasterosteidae.